This is a messenger RNA of Gavialis gangeticus (Gharial), 2802 nucleotides long. It is a transcript of the gene SLC39A6, whose product is annotated as solute carrier family 39 member 6. Bases 158 to 2377 code for a protein of 739 amino acids. The record is from RefSeq and is a predicted model, not a curated record. Gene Ontology annotation, cellular component: membrane. The transcript has 11 exons. Gene Ontology annotation, biological process: intracellular zinc ion homeostasis; zinc ion import across plasma membrane. Gene Ontology annotation, molecular function: zinc ion transmembrane transporter activity. NCBI's taxonomy places the organism in Eukaryota, Metazoa, Chordata, Crocodylia, Gavialidae.
UCCCAGCACCCCUGGGUGGGGGCGGUGUUGGGUCUGCGGGGAGGGGGGCGCUCCUGGCCAGGGUCCUCUGUAUAAAAGGAUCUCUCGAAAUGGUCUUGUCUGCUGAAAAACUCCGGCACCCUAAAAAAAAUACGCAGUAAUUUUUUUUGAAGCUGUAAUGGAGAAUGAGCUGGCAAUGACUUUCUUCUUGUCGCUUUCCAUUGCAUUUUUCUGCGAGAGCCACAAUCAUGGAGUGGAGACAGCAACUGCUGAACAAGUUUUGGAAAAAACCAUUCUAGAAAGGACAGCUGGUAUCAACCCCGACUUGGCAGCACUUACGCAGAGGCAUCACCUUCAGGAACUCUUUCACCGUUAUGGGGAGAACAACACUUUGACAAUUGAAGGGUUUAGAAAACUGCUGCAGAAUAUGGGCAUAGAUAAAAGGAAAAGAAUCAAAAUAGACCAUGAGCAUGAGCAUGAUCACCAUCAUCAUAAUCAUGUCACACUAAGUAAAAGCUUUGACAGAACAGGUUGCCCAAGUCAUGAAUCUGAGGGUAUACACAAAGAUCUGAGGAGCAGUCAGGCCAAAGAAUUUCACAGAGUAGAAAACGCUGAGCAACAACACAGUUUUACAAGCAAUAAGAAUGUUGCUAAUGAAAUAACUACACCCAACAAUGCCACGACCACAGAUAGCAGUGCUGAGUUACAGAAUUUGGAAUCUGGAGAAGUGAAGUCUCUUCGUGUAAGUCUAACUAACCCCAAUGCCAUUAAUGUAACAGAAAGCAGCAAUACAAGUUUGGUUGUUAGUGGAAGAGCAGACGAAUCUUUUCCGCUGAAGGAACCUGAAAAAGGAAGUUAUUUGUAUUCUAAAUUUAAGAACAAAAGUACCCAAGAGUGCUUCAAUACAUCAGAACUGAUGCGGUCUCAUGGAAUAAGCACACAAGUACUGUUGACUGCUACAGAAUUUAGCUAUCUCUGCCCAGCUAUUAUUAAUCAGAUUGAUGGCAAAUAUUGCUUAGUCCAUGCAACUAAUGAGAAAGCUGAAACUCCUCCAAAAAGCUUUUCUUUGGAAAUAGCUUGGAUUGGUGGUUUGAUAUCGAUCUCUGUCAUCAGUUUCCUUUCGUUACUGGGUGUUAUAUUGGUACCUCUGAUGAAUCGUGUAUUUUUCAAGUUUCUUCUAAGUUUUCUUGUGGCACUGGCUGUUGGGACUCUGAGUGGAGAUGCCUUCUUACAUCUCCUUCCACAUUCCCAUGGGAACCACCACCAUCAUCAUGAGAAACCAUUACUUGAACAAAGUAAAGACUCCUUGUUCAAGCAUCUUGUUUUUCACAGUGCAGAAGAGAAUGUUUAUUUGGAUUCUACGUGGAAGGGCCUUACAGCCCUGGGAGGCCUUUAUUUCAUGUUCCUUGUUGAGCAUUUGAUCACUUUAAUUAAGCAGUUUAAAGACAAGAAGAAAAAGAAAAAAAAUGAAGAUGAUGCAGAAAGUAAGAAGUUUUCAACAAAUGAAGAAAAGUUAGAUGCAGAUGAUCGCUGCUUUCAGUACUGUGUUUGCUUGGCUACUGAACUAUCCAAUGUGAUAGGCCCUUGGAUUGCAGGGCCUGAAGGUUACUUAGGUACAGAUUCGCAAGAUCCAUCCCACUUCAUUUCUCAGCAACCAGUAGUACAGGAGGAAGAAGAAGUCAUGAUAGCUCACUCCCAUCAAGAGGAAGCUGACAAUGAAUAUGUAUCCAGGGGUUGUAGAAACAAAUGUCAUUCUCAUUUACAUGACACUUUGGGACAGUCGGACCAUCUCAGUCAUCAUCAUCAUGACUACCAUCAUAUUCUCCAUCAUCAUCACCAUCAGAACCACCAUCCACAUAGCCACAGUCAGCGCUACUCACGAGAAGAGCUGAAGGAUGCUGGUAUAGCUACUCUAGCCUGGAUGGUGAUUAUGGGUGAUGGACUACACAACUUUAGUGAUGGCUUAGCAAUUGGUGCUGCCUUUACAGAAGGUUUGUCUAGUGGCUUAAGUACUUCUGUGGCUGUGUUUUGCCAUGAAUUACCACAUGAGUUAGGAGACUUUGCUGUACUUCUGAAAGCUGGCAUGACUGUCAGACAAGCUGUUCUAUAUAAUGCUCUGUCAGCUAUGCUUGCAUACCUUGGAAUGGCAACUGGGAUUCUUAUCGGUCACUAUGCUGACAACGUUUCAAUGUGGAUAUUCGCACUUACUGCUGGUUUGUUCAUGUAUGUGGCUCUUGUUGAUAUGGUGCCUGAAAUGCUCCACAACGAUGCGAGUGAUCAUGGAUGCAGUCGCUGGGGAUAUUUCCUGUUACAGAAUGCUGGGAUCCUGUUAGGCUUUGGGAUUAUGCUGCUUAUCUCUGUGUUUGAACAUAAAAUUGUAUUCAGCAUAAAUCUGUAACUGAUUGCCUGUUAAAUUUGGUGCUGAUGUGUAAUAGGCAUCUUUUUAUAUUAAUUACUGUAGCUGUAUAGUACAGCUGUAGGACUGUAGCUACUGUACAUGAAAGGUAGGCUUUUCAUAGACUAGGCAUUUUUCAUCUGUUUCCUUUUUCCAGAAGUAAAAUUAGAAGUGUUAACUACUUACAUGUGAAUCUUAGUUUAGUAAAUAGUACAAGGCAUAGAUAGCUAUACUCUGUGAAGCAUGGCGAAAGUGCCAAAUCUAAAAAGGAAUAUUUUUUUAGGUUUUUUUUUUACUUUAAGUUAUUAAGCUUUUUGUAAACUUAUAUAUUGCAUGUAAUUUAUGUAAAAUCUUGCCGCUGUGUCUCUCUUUUUUUACUGAAAUGAUUUGCUGGUAUAAACAAAUAAAACAGUUGUUGUGCUAUACAA